Molecule: messenger RNA, 1534 nt
Organism: Marasmius oreades (fairy-ring Marasmius)
Lineage: Eukaryota; Fungi; Basidiomycota; Agaricomycetes; Agaricales; Marasmiaceae
Product: Ribonucleotide-diphosphate reductase (RNR), small subunit
Exons: 6
Coding region: 110-1357 (415 amino acids)
Biological process (GO): deoxyribonucleotide biosynthetic process
Molecular function (GO): oxidoreductase activity
Source: RefSeq, a predicted model, not a curated record
CAAGCUACGGCCAGGUCAUAAAAGAUGCGGCACUCUGGUUUGCGUUUCUUCACCCUUGACCAUCAACGCCUCCCUUCUUCUCUGCUCAGCGACGCCUAAACUCUAACCAAUGUCUCCCACCGUUGCACCUCGCUUUCCCUCUCCUGGCCCCACUCCCUCUAAGAAGGCGGCUGCAGCUCUUCAAGCUUUCUCACUAGAGACUCCAACCAAGAAGUCCACCAAAAAAGACGUGCCUCUCAUCGAUGACAAGCGUCGUUCGACCUCUCCACUCACCGGCGAAGAUUCGGACGUGGAGGAGGAGGUAGAGGUUGAUGACCUUGACGAAUUGAGAAAACGGUUUGUAGGUGAUGUUGAGCUCCCCGAGAGUGAGGAACCUCUUCUGCAAGAAACUAAGCGUCGCUUUGUCCUUUUCCCGAUCCAGUACCCUGAGAUAUGGCAAAUGUAUAAGAAGGCUGAAGCGUCGUUUUGGACUGCCGAAGAGAUGGACCUCUCCAAAGAUUUACACGACUGGAACAACCGCAUGAAUGACAACGAGCGUCACUUUAUUUCCCACGUUCUUGCAUUCUUUGCUGCCUCUGACGGCAUUGUCAACGAAAAUCUCGUGGAGCGUUUUUCCAACGAAGUUCAGGUUGCUGAAGCUCGAUGCUUCUAUGGAUUCCAGAUAAUGAUGGAAAAUAUUCACUCGGAAACAUACUCUCUCCUCAUUGAUACCUAUAUCAAAGAUCCUCGUCAACGCGAAUUCCUCUUUGACGCGGUGGAAACUAUUCCGUGCGUGAAACGCAAGGCCGAUUGGGCCCUCACUUGGAUCUCGGACAAACGUUCUACCUUCGGAGAGCGUCUUAUCGCCUUCGCCGCCGUUGAAGGUAUCUUCUUCUCUGGUUCCUUUGCUGCUGUUUUCUGGAUGAAGAAACGCGGCCUUAUGCCUGGCUUGGCAUUCUCAAAUGAGCUCGUCAGUCGAGAUGAAGGCAUGCACACCGACUUCGCUUGUCUUCUCUUCAGUCACCUCAAGCGUCGGCCACAUCCUGAUACGGUUAGGCGUGUCAUUACCGAGGCUGUCGAGAUUGAGCAAGAGUUCCUGACCGAUGCUCUUCCCGUUAGCCUCAUUGGAAUGAACUCAAAACUCAUGUGCCAGUACAUCGAAUUUGUGGCUGAUCGCCUGCUCGUUGCCCUCGGGAAUGACAAGAUCUACAACAGUACCAACCCAUUCGACUUUAUGGACAUGAUCUCGCUGCAAGGCAAAACAAACUUCUUUGAGAAACGUGUAUCUGAUUAUUCGAAGGCUGGUAUCAAUCACGGCGUUACAGAGUCGACGGCACAACCGACAUCGAAAGCAUUUGUCCUCGACGAAGAUUUCUAGAUAUAUUAACUCUACACAUCGUCUAGGAGGUUAGGGGGGGUACAAUUUCUUUUCUUUCAAAAUGCAUUCCUAUAUCGCAAUCGCUUCACGUUAUCGUUGUGUAAGUAUGUCUAUCUGUCUUCCUGUAUGUGUAUAUGUAAAUUUAAUUAAACGACUAUUUAUUACGGAUUUUCUCCC